Messenger RNA from Lodderomyces orthopsilosis Co 90-125, 4953 nucleotides. RefSeq lists its product as uncharacterized. The record is from RefSeq and is a predicted model, not a curated record. Gene Ontology annotation, cellular component: trans-Golgi network; endosome. The transcript has a single exon. NCBI's taxonomy places the organism in Eukaryota, Fungi, Ascomycota, Pichiomycetes, Serinales, Debaryomycetaceae. Gene Ontology annotation, biological process: Golgi to endosome transport. The coding region runs from base 1 to 4953 and encodes 1650 amino acids.
AUGUUCAAAACACCAACAAAAAACAAGAAAUACGAACAACUGGUGGGCAAGACAUUGGCACUAUUUGAAUCACUCGAAGAAUGGGCCGAUUACAUUGCGUUCCUAUCAAAGCUACAGAAAGUACUACAAUCAUUCGCCAAUUCCGAUGAACAAGAAGGAGAUGAACAACCAUUUUUUGUACCACACGCAAAGGAAGUUUCGUAUCGAUUGGCUCUAUGCCUAUCUCCAACACUACCCAAUGGUGUUCAUCAAAAGACAUUGAAUAUAUACGAAUUCAUAUUGGAAAAUCUAAAUCCUCAACAACUCAAUUUAGAUGUGAGUAUAUGGUUGCCUGGCCUCUUGCCACUUUUUUCAUAUUCAUCCAUCCAGAUUAAACCACAACAAAUCAAGAUUUUGAAAUCAUUAAUUGUUGAUAAAUUAACACGUGCAACUUUAACCAAUUUGAUCAAACCAUUAGUACUUUGGUUCCUAUCAGGAAUGGAAGAUACAAAUUCCGAAGUGUUCAAUGAUGUUCAUUCACUAAUGGUUGCAUUCAAGUCCAAACUUCAAGAUGAUUCUCACUUUUGGCAUUGCAUUUUCCUUUGUAUUAUAGACACACCGGAGAGAAGAAUUGGCGCAUUACAUUGGUGUGAACAGAAUUUGCCAGAGUUUACUAAUACUAAGGAUGAACAGGGGAACCCACUUUAUUCUCAAGAAGCCCAGCUUUGCAUGAAACCGGAGGCGGGACUUUUGGUGAGAGCUCUUGCAAUUGUAAUUGGAUCGUCAUCACUGUCAGAUAUUUUGGUAACCAGAGGAUUCUUUGACUUAUUGCUAUCACGAGUUCCAUUAGACAGCUCGAUUUUCGACAACAAAGUGACACCUAAAGAUAAAGACUUGUUGAUUAUGUCAUGUUGCAAAAUAACCUUAAAUAAGGACGUGAGUUUGAACAGAAGAGUGUUGAACUACUUUUUGGGUCCUGAUAUUGAAAGUGAUAGUGAAAGUAGAAGAAAAUAUUUCAAACAAAAUGCCAAGGACUCCUUAAGUAGAGGAUUAGUUAAAUUGGGCACUUCUGAAUCUAAAAAAGACCAAUUUGAUGCGCUAAAAAUGUCAUUUUAUCUCAUCAUGGACAAAUGGGAAAUCAAUUAUGAAUUAACACCUGAAUUAUUUUCUCCGUUUCUUUAUCAUUGUUUUGAAAAGCACCACGAUGAAGAGAUUAUGAAAACAGCAAUGAAUUUCUUUGAUGAGACUGAAUCUACCUACAUUUGGAAUGAAGUUUUCAAGUUGAUUGUACUGAAUGAAAGUUCCAAUUAUGACGUUUUUGAAUUUAUAAUCAAACACUUUCAUCUCAAUGAGGAUGAAAAUAUUGAUAAAUUUGCGCCUUUGGUGUUGGCCUGUCUUUUAGCUGAUGUCGAGAUAACCAAUCAAAAACUAGAGCUUAUUGAGAUUAUGUUUGGGUAUAUACAAAAGGAGAAAUUGGAUGACAUUAGCAAAGACACGCAGUUGUCUCGCCCACAGCUCUUUGAAUCAGUUACCAAGUGGACAAAACAGGAGAUAAAUCAUGAUUUGGAUUCCCUUCCAUUUUCUUUGGAUGAAUUGUCACCUUAUAUAUUCAAACAAUUGGAAACGCUAUAUCUAAAUAAUUCCUCAAAUUUUACCUUGGGUACUAGAAUUGGAAACCUUUUGAUUCAGUUGCUUGAUGCUGUCGAAUCUGAUGAUGUGAAACAAAACAUAUCGGAGAAAUUGGUAUCGCAGUGGUUAAAGGAUACAUCUACGCAGUUAAAUACAAAAGAUAUUUCCGUUGCAUUAUCGCAAGUCAAUAUGCUCAAUCAUUUAUCGAAGUUCAUUAGUGUGUUGCAAAAGGAAAAGUGUUUGAAAUAUAUCCUAACCAGUUUAUGGCAGGCAGUUGUAUCUUCCAAUCCCGCCAAUUUUCAAGUAGAGGCAGUCAAGAGCAUAUUUGAGUUGAAAUUUACGUUCUCUAUGAACAAGAUUGAAGCGGGAAUUUUGGAAUUGUUUUUGAAAUUGCCAAUUACUAAGCAAGUUUCUGCAUUUGAAACAUUAUAUAUCCAUACUACUGGCAUUAACGAGGCAGAAAAUGUCUUGAGUCGGUUAUUCCAACUAAUCUUGGAUAAGUCGGGUAGUAACGAAGGACAACAACGUGAAGUAGUAUUGGAUUUAAUCCAUGGUCUUAUAAGCAACAAUAAGCCACAGAGAAUGCUCAACUUAUGUUUUAAUCCAUUAACGAAGUAUGGGGUUAUGGAGAAUGGACAUUUCAAAUUUAAGCCAAGUGACGAUUGUGAUCAAUACGCUUAUGAUUUGAAACAAGUAUGGUCUUUGUUGAAUUUUGAUCUGAAGAGCAUUAGACACCACGUUAGUAGUGACCAAUUUGUUGUGCCUGAUGUGACAAAUGAACAUGAACAUAGCUUGCAAAUUUCUUACAAAAGGUACUUGAUCCUACUUUUGAAGGAGAAUCUUGGUUUAAUUUCCAUUGCGGAUGCAUUCAAGUACAGUAAAGACGAAUAUCGUGUAAUUGCUGACUUAAGCUUAAACAUUUAUAUGGAGCUAAUCACUGGUAACGAGAAAACUUUUGAAAUGUUAUUUGACGAAUUGCUUAUUGAUGCUUUCAAUCAUAUCAGUGCACACGACAAAAACAUUGUAUCUGAAUCAACCAUUGGCAACUUUUUGCAAUGCAUUUUCCAUUUCCUUGAUCAAGCAUCAGGUUCCAAUGCCAAGUUGAAUUUGUUGCAUGUAGAUGAGCAAGAAAAAGGUCCCGUUUUGGUGAAUUUGAUCCAAGUUGGUGUAACUCAAUGCCAAUCACCUAAUUUACUUGAAAAAUACAUGAACUUGAUAAUCAAGGCAGCAUAUCUUUUUGGUGAUUCAAUUUUCAGCAUUUUACUCACUUUAACUGAAACCAUUGUUCUGAAGGUUAAUUCGUUAUUCGAUCGAUUUAUCAAUUGGGACAACUUUACAUCUAAUGAAAAAUUUGAUGAUUCAAUGAUUAUUCUCUUUGAUGGGUUGGAAAAUUUUUUAACAGUUUGUCAUGGUUAUUUGAUGCACUCAAGUGCUAAAGUUCAAAUUCAGUCACAAAUGAAUAAAGAUUCCACCAACAAUGGGUUCUUAAACAGUGUCAUGCUGGGAGUUUUCCAAAUUGAAUCACCUUCGACUAAAGAUACCGAGCAGAAUAAACAUUAUUCUACUCUUAUUGCGUUUCAUGAUGCAACAAAAGUUAGUUUCAAAAUAUGGGAUUGGGCCGAUUCGAAAACAAAUAUUCCCGAUAAUGUCACUACUUAUUCCGAUCGCUCAUUAACGUUUAUUUCAUAUAAACUCAAGUUUAGAACCAAGACAUUUUUGGAUCUAUUGAUUGAAUUGGAAAGACAAGAGAUUGUUAAUACGUUAAUCACUUCACAUAUCCAAUUGUCUAGUGUAUUGAAAGUACUCAAUAUUUUAGACAACGGUCGAUCACAAGUUACAUUGCCCUAUUUGUUCAAUUAUAUCAAGAUGAAAUUUAACCCACAGUCAUUUUUAGAUACAAAUAAAACCUAUGUCGAAUCAAGUGUGGAUACUAAUGAAUUGUCCAAUUUCAUAGUGGCAUUUUAUGACUUUAUGGAUUCGGAUACAAUUUUCGACACUUGGAAUCAAACAUUGGAGUUUUUGGAAGUUAUUACAUCACAAAUAUCUCACUUUGAGGCUAUUGUUCCUGGUGCCUUACAAAUUUGUAAAGUGAUGUCGGUUAAGACGAACAACAGUAGGAACAGAGACUAUCUAAAGAACAAGAAGUUGUUGUCUGAUAGUUUCACCAAACUUUUCAAUCAAUAUAUCAAUCAUCAUUCAUUUACCAAACUGAAAGCUAUUGAUGUUGAGGAUGGCGUGAUUUACGAUCAACAGUUUAUUGAUACUUUAAGGGAAUUGAUCCCUGUAUUGGAUGAGAUUUAUCGUGAUUCAGAAAAGACAAAUCAAACUGUUGGAUUCAUCAUCAACAAUGCCAUUGUAACUCAAUCCAAGAAGAAGCAAUCACAUUUGAAUGAUACUUUAUUACAGUUGUUAUUGUUAAUUGGACAACAUUAUCCAAUACGAAUUUGGAAGUCUACAGUGACGGAUUUGUUCAAUGAUGGGAAUUUUUUCACCACUAGCACGUGUUCCAACCCCAAAUGGAUGGAAAUUGUCCAUAUAUGGAUUGAAAAUGAUAAAGACAAAUUCGAUGACAAAAUUGCCAAACUUGCUCCAUCGUCAACAAAUUCCCCCGCGGGGACUUUGUUCAAUUGGAAUGAAGAUUCAGAAAUUGAAGCCAAGAUCAAUAUCCUUAAACAAUUGACAUAUAUCAUUCUUGUUCAACCUCAUGAUUAUUUUGCUAACUACAUUAAUCUGAUUUUCGACAAGGUGAAUCAAUUGUUGAGCUUGAGUGCGUGUCCCGCCCUGAUUCGAAUUGAAAUAAGUACAUUACUUCGAGCUAUUGUUUUAAAAAUUAGUGAUAUUCACUUGACUUCUCAUUGGGCAUUGAUUAUUCAUGAAUUACAACUGGUUUUCACCUCGAUUUCCCAUCCACCCAAAUCAACUAAAGAACUAACAUCAAUACCUGCUGAUUCAUUGCAGUUGAUUCUAUUUGCAUCAAAAUUACUUGAUGAGUUGCUAAUCAUUAAUCCUGAUGGGUUUAAUUUAAACUCUUGGUUAUUCAUCAGUGUUGAUUUUGAAAACAGAACUACUCAAGCCAAUCUGGUUAUCGAUUGUAUCUCCUAUAAUAAUGAUUUUACAUUUUUGAAAAAUGAUGCAAUAAAGCUAAAUCAUGGAGAUUUGAUGGAUGAUCAUCUUAGUCCGUUAUUGGAAGGAGUGAGACAAAUUUCACUGAUUACUCAAUUGAGAUUGUUUUUUGAUUCAUUGAGUAUGAUUCAUUAUGAACGGACUUAUAGUUUGAAACCAGUGAAUUACAGUGCUUGUCAAGGUGACAUUAUCCACGAUUUGAUCACCACAACCAAAAAAUAA